Molecule: messenger RNA, 360 nt
Organism: Vicia faba (fava bean)
Lineage: Eukaryota; Viridiplantae; Streptophyta; Magnoliopsida; Fabales; Fabaceae
Source: the annotation of a GenBank genome assembly
AUGUCACUUCAAUUCUGUGUCAAGGAUUGCUUCUUGCUAAACCAUCAUCACUUCGAUUCUGUUCCCAACUCAAAAACAGCAAAGCAUUCUUUUUCUACCUUGCUUCCUGUGCACCCUCUUUUCAAUUUAUUUCACUUUUCUCUUCCACCUUCUUCUUGUCAUCUUUUUACUUUCUCUUUUCUUCUCAUCUUCAACUCUUUAUUCUCUUUUCUUACUUCUCCUUUCUUUUCUUUUUCUUCUCCAACUAUACAUCUUUAUUUUGCAGAUAUUUUUUCUUCACCUUUGACUUUUCAGUUUAGAUCCAGAUCCACAAAUAUCACGGAAAUAAUGGUUCUUGAUCUACAAAAUCAAUAUGUCUGA